Exophiala spinifera is the source of this 1203-nucleotide messenger RNA. Its product is annotated as uracil-DNA glycosylase. The record is from RefSeq and is a predicted model, not a curated record. Gene Ontology annotation, cellular component: mitochondrion; nucleus. Gene Ontology annotation, biological process: base-excision repair, AP site formation via deaminated base removal; base-excision repair. The transcript has a single exon. Lineage: Eukaryota; Fungi; Ascomycota; Eurotiomycetes; Chaetothyriales; Herpotrichiellaceae. Gene Ontology annotation, molecular function: uracil DNA N-glycosylase activity. The coding region runs from base 1 to 1203 and encodes 400 amino acids.
AUGUCGUUCAAACGCAAAGCGCCUCCGACGUCGGCGGGUGAUGACGCAAAGAAACCCAAGAAGAAUUCGGACCUCACGUCGUUCUUUGGACCGCCCAAGGUCAAGACGGCGACGGCGACGAACAAUGGCGGACUUGCCGGUGGCGGCGGCGUCGUCGCCGAAUCGGCACCCACCCCAAAGUUCGACAAGGACAAAUGGGCCUCGGGGCUCAGUGAGGAACAGAGACGGCUUCUCAAGUUGGAAAUCGACACUCUCGACCCGAGCUGGCUGGCGCAGCUGAAGGACGAAGUCACCAGCAACUCGUUCCUGGAACUGAAGCGGUUCCUGCAAAAGGAGACGGCGUCGAGUCAAAAGAUCUAUCCGCCGAUGGAAGACGUGUACAGCUGGUCGCGACACUGCCCGCUGCACAAGGUGCGCGUGGUCAUCCUCGGCCAGGACCCGUACCACGGGCACAACCAGGCCCACGGCCUGUGUUUCUCGGUGCGCCCGCCGACGCCGGCGCCGCCGAGUCUUCGCAACAUCUACACAGCCAUCAAGAGAGACUACCCUUCCUUCAGCCCGCCGCCCAAGAGCGCGGGCGGCCUGCUGACGCCGUGGGCGGACCAGGGCGUCCUGCUGCUCAACACGUGCCUGACGGUGCGCGCGGGCCAGGCCAACUCGCACGCGAACCACGGGUGGGAAAAGUUCACGCAGAAGGUCAUCGACACCGUGGUCAAGCUGAGAACGAGGGGCGUCGUGUUCCUCGCCUGGGGCAGUCCCGCGCAGAAGCGCUGUGCCGGCAUCACGGGCGCCAGGCACCUCGUCUUGAAAAGCGUGCACCCGAGCCCGCUGAGCGCGCACAAGGGGUUUUUCGAGUGUGGUCAUUUCAAGAAGGCGAACGAGUGGCUCGAGAGCCGGUACGGGCCCGAGGGAGUGGUUGAUUGGAAUCUUGACGGCAACAAGAGUGUGCCGAUGAAGGGCCCCGCGAAGGAUGUGCAGGGACCCGUCAAGGUUACGGAAGAUCAAGUACCGUCUCCCAAAGAAGACGGACCCGUGACAGAGAUGGUUGAAAACGGGGCCGGGUGGAAUGGAGAGAAGAAGGACGACAAGGACGAGUUUGAGGGAGAUGACGACGACGACGCAAUUGCGGCACUCGAAGAGGUCGCGAGGCUUGAAGCUGAAGCUGAAGCUGCAGCCCAUGGGACCGGGAAGGUGAAGGAAUGA